This is a messenger RNA of Trifolium pratense (red clover), 1229 nucleotides long. RefSeq names its product protein MODIFYING WALL LIGNIN-2-like. Lineage: Eukaryota; Viridiplantae; Streptophyta; Magnoliopsida; Fabales; Fabaceae. The record is from RefSeq and is a predicted model, not a curated record. The transcript is spliced from 3 exons. Bases 304 to 858 code for a protein of 184 amino acids.
CUAUCUAUCUGUAUUUUGGUAAUUAUAAUCCAUUUACAUCAAGCGGUUGACUAGCUAGCUAGCAUCAAAUCAAAAGAAGAAAGUUUUCAUAACUUGUUUUUCCCAAAAACAGUAUACAUGCAAUUAGGAAUGGUAUCUCCUUCAAAACAAUGAUAGACAAAUUUGGAAGGAAGCUUCAACAACUACAACAAAAGAAUGGAAAACACUUUCAAGACACCAUCUCAUCUUUUUGUUUCUUGAGUAACUUCCUUCCAAAAUAUACUUUUUAUUCUCUCUUCUCAAAUAUUCUCUUCACAAAAAUACAUGAUGGAAACUCCUCCAAAAUGCAAAUUUGCAUUCAUCUUUUCCACCAUCAUCUCUAUUUUUCUUGGAUUGGUUUCAUUCACUUUAUGUAUAGCCUCAGAAAUUAAGAGAAAUAAGAAGGAAGAUCUUAGAUGGAAUGGAAAAUUAUGUUAUUUGCCAUCAAGUCAAGCAUUUGGAUUGGGAAUUGCAGCUUUGAUUAGUUUCAUUUUGGCUCAAGUCAUUGGAAAUUCUAUAUUAUUCAAGAAUUGUUACUCAAGAAGAAAAAUAAAUGCACAAUAUAAGUUACCUUUCAUUGCAAGGCUUCUAAUUUUGAUCUCUUGGCUUGGCUUUGGAGUUACAUUUAUUUUACUAAUUGUAGCAACAAGCAUGAACAAAAGGCAACCCUAUGGGGCAGGUUGGUUGAAUGGUGAGUGCUACUUAGUCAAAGGAGGGACUUAUGCAGGCUCUGCCGUAUUGAUUCUAGUUACAUUAGGCUCUGUCGUUGGUUCGAUUUUGUUAACGAUAAAGACCAAUCAAGCAGACCAAGAUCCCAAAAUACACGCGCAAAUGGGGUAACACAAAUUAGAUUAUAGAAUUUAUUCUAGGAAACCAUACAAUAAGAUGCCUUACAAGUUGUAGGGGGAAGGAUCCAAAGGAAAAUUUUUAAGAUUUUUUUUUUUUAAGUUAAGGAAGGGGCCAAAGGCAACUAAAUUUCAUUAACUUGCUUAUCUAUUGUCCUAAGGAAUAACUUUAUUUUUGGACUUACAGAAAAGAGAGACUUCAUUUGUACACAUUCUCUACGAGGCAGUGACUGCCUCAUAUAGGAACCCAAUUUAGAUCCAAACUGCAUAUAUUAAUAAUUGUUUUGUAUAUUUAAUAUUUAAUUUUCAACUUGCCCAAUAGCAUGAAUUGAUUGUUUUAUUUAAUUUAACUAUCCCUACAAGUCA